Molecule: messenger RNA, 2887 nt
Organism: Pangasianodon hypophthalmus (striped catfish)
Lineage: Eukaryota; Metazoa; Chordata; Actinopteri; Siluriformes; Pangasiidae
Gene: tmtc4
Product: transmembrane O-mannosyltransferase targeting cadherins 4
Exons: 18
Coding region: 446-2668 (740 amino acids)
Biological process (GO): endoplasmic reticulum unfolded protein response; protein O-linked glycosylation via mannose
Cellular component (GO): endoplasmic reticulum
Molecular function (GO): mannosyltransferase activity; protein binding
Source: RefSeq, a predicted model, not a curated record
UCAGCCUCAGACAUGGACGCAUUUGCUAGCGUUUAGCCACGCGUCUGCUCUGCAUACGAACGGUUGUGUAGCUGAAUUUUUACGCGUAAAAGCGGUCAGUCACCGCGGGCUGGCAGUGUGUUGUGUUGUGUUUUGUGUUAUGUGUUUUUAUACCUUUGUCUGAUAAAAUGUGAUGCGCUCGUUUAGAGAAGCUUAGUUCAUGCCAUUGCAGGCACGUUUACAGUAACAUUAAGCUUAAUGUCCUUUCUGUGAAGCGUUAUGGGAGUGAGUUGUGCUGUGAUAUUUGUUUACAGCUAACACACUGUUAGCCGCUGUUGCAAACACGUGACCUGGGUGUGUAGCGCGAGCUCUUGCCUGUGCGCUGUUCCACACAGCUGUGCUGUGACAUGGAGAGUGUGUGCAGUAAGUAGAUGGCGAGACAGUGGGAGCAGCAGUGGCAGGCACAAUGGCGCUGUGUGAACCGCAUUGGGAUCAACACAUCCCCUGGCCAAAGAUCCAAGCUCUACAGUCCCGCCUGCUAGUGGCCUCAGUGGCCCUGAUUUGCUUCAUAAACAGCUACGAUGGAGACUUUGUCUUUGAUGAUUCAGAAGCUAUAAUCAAUAACAAGGAUCUAAACCCAGCCACUCCUCUGAGUAACAUCUGGAAAAAUGACUUCUGGGGUAGCAACUUGAGCAGCAACUCCAGCCACAAAUCCUACCGGCCGCUGACUGUUCUCACCUUUAGGCUUAACUACCUCUUGGCUGGUGGGCUGCAUCCGGUGGGCUUCCAUGUGCUCAAUAUCGGCCUCCACUGUGUUAUCUCUGCAUUAAUGAUUGAUGUCUUUGCAAUAUUAAUUGCUGGUUUGGCCUGUGAUGGGAAAGCUAAAAGACUUGCACAUCUUCCGAAGGCAUCUGUCUUGGCUGCGCUGUUUUUUGCUGCACACCCGGUUCACACAGAAAGUGUGGCUGGCAUUGUGGGUCGGGCAGACCUCUUGUGUGCCCUGUUUUUCCAACUCUCAUUCCUUUCGUACUGCAAAGCAUUUCAGGCUGGUGACAAGCCCGAAAAAUUCUCAGUGUCAUGGAUAAUGGUCAGCCUUCUGCUCUGUGGUGUGGCUAUGCUAUGUAAAGAGCAAGGAAUUACAGUUUUGGGAGUGAAUGCUUCGUUUGAUGUCCUCGUGAUCUGCAACGUGAAUAUCUAUGACCUGACUCGCAGACUUCUAGUGGCAAAGAAAGCUGCAGUUGUUAUUGAGAAGGUCAGAAGUGGACUGCUGGUCAGACUGGUCCUGCUGCUUUUGGGGGGCUCCUUGCUUUUAUUUGCAAGAUGGAGAAUUAUGGGUACAGGGCCCCCAGCCUUCACUGAAGUCGACAACCCAGCUUCCUUUGCUGAUAAUGUUUUUUUUAGGAUUGUGAACUAUAAUUACUACUACUCCUUGAAUGCAUGGCUGCUGCUGUGUCCCUGGUGGCUGUGUUUUGAUUGGUCAAUGGGCUGUGUACCUCUUAUUAAAUCAGCCGGUGACUGGAGAAUCGUCUGUCUGCUGCUGCUGUGGGCCUGCUUGAUUGGCUUGAUAAGGCAAGCUCUGUGCUCCCCAGACAGCAGCGAGAGAAGGACUCUGACAUUUGGUUUGGUGCUGCUGGUCAUCCCCUUCCUGCCAGCCAGUAAUCUGUUCUUCCGUGUUGGCUUUGUGAUAGCUGAGCGGGUACUGUAUCUCUCCACUGCUGGUUACUGCCUCAUCCUGGCCUACGCAGUGGGUUACUGCUGUUGCCGCUGGAGGAGACCCAAGAAGCUGCUGCGGGCGGCCAUGUUGGCCCUGCUGGGUGUCAAUGUGGCACGCUGCGCCUUGCGCAGUCAGCAGUGGAGGUCUGAGCAGAGCCUCUUCACCAGUGCCUUGUCUGUCUGCCCGCUCAACGCUAAGGUUCAUUAUAAUGUUGGCAAAAACCUCGCUGACCGAGGCAACCAGAGUGCUGCAAUCAAGUACUACAGGGAAGCUGUGAGGUUGCACCCAAAAUAUGUCCAUGCCAUGAACAAUCUGGGAAACAUACUGAAAGAGAGGAACGAACUACAGGAGGCAGAAGACAUGCUGUCUACAGCUGUUCUCAUCCAGCCUGAUUUUGCUGCUGCUUGGAUGAAUUUGGGUAUUGUGCAGAACAGUCUAAAGAAGUUUGAAGAGGCAGAGAAAAGCUACUGGAAUGCUAUUAAAUUCAGGAAGAAGUAUCCAGAUUGCUACUACAAUUUGGGGCGACUGUAUGCAGAUCAGAAUCGCCACGUGGAUGCUCUGAAUGCCUGGAGGAAUGCCACCAUGUUGAAGCCUGAUCACAGCCUGGCAUGGAAUAACAUGGUUAUACUAUUGGAUAACACUGGCAAUUUGGCUCAAGCAGAGAUGAUAGGAAAAGAAGCUUUGAAGAUACUACCUAAAGACCACACAAUCAUGUUUUCGUUAGCCAAUGUGCUGGGGAAGCAGCAGAAAUACAAGGAGUCGGAAGGUUUCUUUCUAAAUGCACUGAAGAUCAAUCCCAAUGCUGCCAGUUGCCAUGGCAAUCUUGCUGUUCUGUACCACCGCUGGGGGAAGCUGGACUUGGCUAAGAGGCAUUAUGAGCUUGCUUUAAAACUGGAUCCCAGUGCUCCAGGGACCAAGGAAAACUACAACAUGCUGAAACGCAAGUUAGAGCAGCAGCAAAGGACAGUUGUUUAAAUUGGGCUUUGAUAUUAAAUGCCGUGAAUGCCACAUUUGUAUGAAGUCCAUGCCAAGAAUUAGAUUAAAGAGACUGUCCUCAUUUAUAUUGUGUACUUUUGUAUGGCAACAGUUUGUGUUACAAAUGUAAAUGAAAACGGGUGGUGUCGACUCAGCGAUAUGUGUUUGGAGGUCAGAGCUGUGGCUUUGUAGCAGAAUAAAGUUCUUCUCUUACAUGUG